Messenger RNA from Marasmius oreades (fairy-ring Marasmius), 937 nucleotides. RefSeq lists its product as uncharacterized. The record is from RefSeq and is a predicted model, not a curated record. NCBI's taxonomy places the organism in Eukaryota, Fungi, Basidiomycota, Agaricomycetes, Agaricales, Marasmiaceae. The transcript is spliced from 4 exons. The coding region runs from base 1 to 528 and encodes 175 amino acids.
AUGGUUCCGAGUCGUGAUCGCAGGAAGAUUCAUACGCUCAACGAUUCGAUGAGACACCACCCAACCCCCACAUUCAAAUUCCUCACCUCCACAACCUACUGCUACUACAUGCUAGAACUAUCAUCCCAUCCAAAUUCUGCGACUAUGGCCGACGACACCAUUCAUACGCCACCACCAAGACGGUUGCUGGCCCCAUUCAACCUCCUUCCAACCAAGGUGGUAGAACGAUUUCUCGCCAUGUCUCUUCUCAUCUGCUCGCUUUCCGCGAGCCAAAUCCUUUUCACCCCCGCCACGGCGGCGACAUCUAUAGGCGUCCGCAUUCUUUUAAGAGCGUCCUAUCUCUGCGUGGUUCUCGCACUACCAGCCACAAAAGGGGAUCCUCCGAAUGAGUUGCUGGGGAUGUGGCUGCAUUACUUUGGAACUCUCCUACACCUCAUCCUUUUGGCCACUGGGACGACGCCAGUGCCAACACCUCUAUCCCUUGCCAAUCAUCUCACCAGUCGAGUCGACGCUCGACACUGGUUCUGAGUGGGGUUUCAUUACAAUCCUCUCACCCUUCGUGGCUUUUCUCCUCACAGCAUCAGCUAUGACAUUCAUGCUGAUUUCUGUUGAGGGGAAGUUUGAUUCAGAAAGGCUGGGUGUCUUUGGGCGCCUCAUUCUGCGGAUACACGCCAUGAUAUCUUUUGUUGACGCCAAGUUUGUACGUACUAUCCGUUCAUCAUUAAAAAACCCACGAUACAGAUACAGAUACAAGAGUGGUUUCUUUCCCCCAGGCAGGCACACCACAACGUGACGCGUGAACCCCAGUGACAGACGGAGAAUUGUCUAAUACGACUGAACAAACCGAAAGUGAUUAAAGAACUGUCUUACUUGAUAGCUAUUGUUAAUGAGUAACUUAAUACAAAUGUUUCCUUGGUACUGUCAAUAUGACCUGGUU